Selaginella moellendorffii is the source of this 2073-nucleotide messenger RNA. Its product is annotated as pectin acetylesterase 8. The transcript is spliced from 11 exons. Gene Ontology annotation, biological process: cell wall organization. Gene Ontology annotation, molecular function: pectin acetylesterase activity. Gene Ontology annotation, cellular component: plant-type cell wall. NCBI's taxonomy places the organism in Eukaryota, Viridiplantae, Streptophyta, Lycopodiopsida, Selaginellales, Selaginellaceae. The coding region runs from base 5 to 1276 and encodes 423 amino acids. The record is from RefSeq and is a predicted model, not a curated record.
GAGAAUGCUAGUGUGGGGGAAGAAAUGGGGCUGGAUGGAGCUCGCCGGGGCCGCAUUCGCCGUCGGGAUCGUCCUCGCCGCGAUCUUGAAGAUGGAAUUCUUGCUGCGCAUCUGGAAGCACUACACUUCGUACGCUGACGCUGAGCUGUGGGUGGAUAUUACGGUCCUCCAGGCGGCUGUUCACGGUGGCGCUGUGUGUCUGGAUGGCAGUCCGCCUGCGUAUCACUGGCAUCCAGGCACUGGAUCUGGUUCCAGGAACUGGAUCGUGUUCUUGGAGGGUGGAGCAUGGUGUUCCGAUCACGCAUCUUGUGCACAGCGCGCUCGAACCUCCUUCGGCUCCUCCGAUCUCAUGGAUAGACAGACGCUGUUUCUCGGGAUUCUCAGCAAUUCGGCUCAAGAAAAUCCAGAUUUUUACAAUUGGAACCGGGUGAAAGUCAAGUACUGUGAUGGAGCAUCCUUCGCAGGAAAUGUGAAUACCACGGUGACGGUGGCCUUCGACAGCGAUAGCCAGCAGGCCUUGGGUCUCAUGUAUAGAGGAGAGAAGAUAUGGAAGGCGGUUGUCUCGGAUCUUUUGAGCAAGGGUAUGAGCAACGCUGAGAUGGCACUUCUAGGUGGAUGUUCGGCUGGAGGUCUAGCGGCUACUCUUCAUUGCUCGAGCUUUAAGGAGCUUUUGCCACGGACGACAUACGUCAAAUGCGUCAGCGAUGGAGGAUAUUUCUUGGAUGCGAAAGAUAUAGCAGGCAACUUCUCGUUUCGUUCCUUUUUCAAGGACGUGGUGGAUAUCCAUAAUGCCCGAGAGAACCUGCCAGAAGCCUGCGUUGCAGAACACGAUGCACAGUGUUUCUUUCCUCAGUACGUCGCUCCUCACAUCCACGUCCCCAUUUUCUUUGUCAAUCCAGCGUAUGAUGUUUGGCAAAUCCAGAACAUUUUCAUUCCAGACGCAGCCGACCCUGACAGGAAGUGGACUACUUGCAAGUAUAACCCGUACGUCUGUUCCCAGGAUCAGCUCAGCGUUUUGCAAGGUUUCAGGACGGAGUUUCUAAAGGCCGUGGAAUACGUGCGAGGUGUGGAUCAGAGUGGUCUCUUCAUAGAUUCGUGCUUCAGUCACUGUCAGCUUGAAGGGUUAACUUGGAACACAAACACGAUAGGAAACAAGACGAUAAGAGAAGCCUUCGGAGACUGGUACUUCGCAAGAGGCGGCUCUUCGUGGAAAAGCAUCGACUGUCCGUAUCCUUGCAAUCCAACCUGUAUAAAAUGGACUAGCUGGAGGCACUGAGCUGAUGAGGUACACACGCCAAAGAUGAACUUUUAAGUACUAUUUUGCAGCUCCAGCCCCCAGCUCGGCGAGUUUUUGUUCCAGCUUGGCGUCAAACUCGGCCCGCAUCUCAUCCAUGUAGCGCGAAACAACCUGGUUGACUUUUCUUGUGAUCUCAUCCGGGAUGGACGCUGGAAGCGGCGAGAACCAGCUUAGCAUUGGAGAUCCAAGCCCAAGUAAGUAGCCUCUACCUCGAUACUGUGCCUCGAUCCUGGCUUGCCUCUCGGCUUCUUCAGCCAGCCGCUUGUCUUCGAGCCUUUUUGCUUGUUCCUCCUGCGCAGGAGAAGAUUUUGCUCGUAAAGCUUGUGAAACUCGUCGCCCACCUCUUGCUGUUUCCUGAGAGCUUCCUGUUGGACGUCGUAUUCCUCCUGUGUUAUUGCGAGAUCUAGCGACUUUAGCUCCGGGGCUAGCUCUACGAGAUUAUACUCCCAAGUGUCCAUGUUGAGGUAGUAAGUCGGGCAGAACGCGUAUUGGUAGAGCUUGAAGUGUCUGUAGUAUCUGUGAGAGGAAAGAGCAUAGGAGCUGGACUCAUCGAGUAGAAGCUUUGAAGCUGGGAAGAUUGUUUUACGUGUUGAGGACGUAUCUCGUUAUCUCUUGGAGAUCUCCAAAUGUAAACAAGCCGAUUGAGAAUGGUGGUCGCUGGACGCUGUGCAAGAGAAAGAGGUUCUUUGCUGUUUCCCAGCUUCUUUCUACUGUUAAACGCAUGCCUUUAAGGCAAAAAGUGAAAGAAAUUAGUACGUGGACACUUAAGAAUGGUU